Boleophthalmus pectinirostris (great blue-spotted mudskipper) is the source of this 3359-nucleotide messenger RNA. It is a transcript of the gene napbb, whose product is annotated as N-ethylmaleimide-sensitive factor attachment protein, beta b. NCBI's taxonomy places the organism in Eukaryota, Metazoa, Chordata, Actinopteri, Gobiiformes, Gobiidae. Gene Ontology annotation, molecular function: soluble NSF attachment protein activity; syntaxin binding. The coding region runs from base 77 to 967 and encodes 296 amino acids. The record is from RefSeq and is a predicted model, not a curated record. The transcript is spliced from 11 exons. Gene Ontology annotation, biological process: synaptic transmission, glutamatergic; regulation of synaptic vesicle priming; SNARE complex disassembly. Gene Ontology annotation, cellular component: terminal bouton; synaptobrevin 2-SNAP-25-syntaxin-1a complex; vacuolar membrane.
UCGACUGUAAUCCUCACUGUACCGGAGCUCUGCGGAUAUUUUGCCUCGUUUUAAGAUAAUUCAAGUAAAAUUAAAAAUGGACAACUCCGGGAAAGAAAAGGAGGCUAUCCAGCUAAUGGCUGACGCCGAUAAAAAAGUGAAAUCUUCGGGAUCUUUUUUGGGAGGAAUGUUUGGAGGAGGACAUCACAAAGUUGAAGAGGCCUGUGAGAUGUACUCCAGAGCUGCCAACAUGUUCAAAAUGACCAAGAACUGGAAUGCGGCUGGUGCGGCGUUUUGUAAAGCUGCUCGUCUUCACAUGCAGCUACAGAACAAACACGACUGCGCCGUCAGCUUCAUCGAUGCAGGAAACGCCUACAAGAAGUCUGAUCCAAAUGAGGCAAUCAAGUGUUUAAAUGCCGCCAUCGAUAUUUACACAGACAUGGGAAGAUUCACCAUUGCAGCCAAACAUCACAUCAGUAUUGCAGAGAUCUAUGAGUCAGAAAUGGUAGACAUUGAAAAGGCCAUUGCACAUUAUGAACAGGCAGCAGACUACUACAAAGGAGAAGAAUCCAACAGUUCUGCCAACAAAUGCCUUUUGAAAGUAGGAGCCUACUGCGCUCAGCUGGAGCAGUACCAGAAAGCCAUUGAGAUCUACGAGCAGGUUGGGGCCAAUGUCAUGGACAACCCACUCCUGAAAUACAGUGCAAAGGAGUAUUUCUUCAAAGCUUCUCUCUGCCAUUUUAUUGUGGAUGAACUCAAUGCUAAGAUCGCGAUUGAGAAGUACGAGGAGAUGUUCCCUGCUUUUUCGGACUCAAGAGAAUGCAAACUUUUGAAGAAACUUCUUGAGGCCCACGAGGAGCAGAACAGUGAGGCAUUCACAGACGCAGUGAAAGAGUUCGACUCCAUUUCUCGUUUGGAUCAGUGGCACACGACUCUGCUGCUGCGCAUCAAAAAGACCAUCCAGGGAGACGAAGGAGAUUUAAAAUGAGUCUGUUCAACUUUCACUGUGCAUGUUUUACACACAAAUAUACACACCAAGAAAUACAUAAAUCUAUCUAUAGUAUUCACAACAAAUACUGUUUAAACAAUGCUGCUUUCAAGUGCUGUGUGGUAAAUAGAUUUUUGGCAUGUGGGGAGAGGGUACACUGAUGUUAUUUCUAACACUUGAAACACAAAUUGAGCAUUUCAUUAGAACUCAACAGUAGUUUAGAUUAUCAAAAUAAUUAUUAAAAACAGUAAUAAUGAAGGAUUACUCAAACGUGUGAGUGAAACAAAACACAAUUCCAAGUAUGUUUGAGGAAAUAACACUGAUUCAAUCUUACAAGAGUCAAUUUUACAUAAUGUAGGACGUUUAAACUACGAAGUGACAUCUUCAAUUCCCCACAGUAUAAACAAAAAUGAGAGAAACAAAUUAUCCCACACGCACUUGAAAGCAGCACAAUAUCGCAAAUUACUACAGCUCACCUGCUAUGCUGUCUUCUGCUUUUUUAUCAUUUGUUCUAAAUUUUUUUUCCUGGGCACAUUUGAAUUUAGAAUGUAAUCGCUUGCCCUUACCUCUUUGAAUGGGGGUUGCUGCUGCAAACUUCUAUGCUGAAAUUUCCACUUGGCUUUCACAAUGUACUGCCCCCUAGUGUCCCAAACAAGCAUCACAUGUUUUCUACAGCCCUAAGAAAUAUGUUAUGUUGUAUUCAAUAAUUUCAAUUUACUAUAUACAUAUUUAUUUUUAGAAUGUACAGAUAUAAGUUUUGACUUGAAGGGAGACAUUAUGCACCAAGUGAAGACUGUUAAAACACAUGUACCUUAUCAAUAUCACUGGGGUGAAUUCAAACAUUAUCUGAUUUUUCUUACUUUUGAGUAUUUUAUAGUUUGUAGUAUUAUUAUUUAAAUGUUUCAAUAUGAUUGUAAUGAUCUAUAGUGGGUAUUUUAACACGCACUAGUAAUGAAAUCCCGUAUCUCCAAUGUAAGGGCAGAAAUCUUGGACUUAAUAUUAUAUUUUAUUAUAUAAGUUAAAACAACUUGAAUUCAUAAUCUUGUUUGAAUAGUUUUGAAUAUUUGAGAUUUACUUACUUAUAUCUAAUCAUUAAAGAUGCAAUAUGUAACUUUUCAGUUGGCGGUCACUUGCGUGUUUCUAUGGAUGUCACUGUUCCGCCUGAAUUGUUCCACAGUAUGGCAUUAAACAUCUCUACUAUACAUUUAUUCAAUUACAGGUGGUUUUAUAGCUCAAAAAUACUAAAAAAACUAAAACAGGUAUUCUGACUGUGAGUGGGGUUGCCUCUCCACAGACCUGACCUGUAACUUGGUCUUGUUUGGUCUUCAUGAACAUAAAGGUUUAAUGCCAUACUGUGAAACAUUCCAAAUGAAGCAAUAACAUCUCCAUGGAGACAAGCAUUUGACGGAUCCUCCACCAGAAAAGAUCCACAAUGUACAUUUAAAAUGUAUUCAUUCAGUUUAAAAAAAGUCUUGUGAUUUUAUUCAUGUCUUCAAUCAAUUACAGAUGAAUUAUCAAUACAGAGUAUAGGAAAAAGAAAUAGUUUAAUUUAUUGCAUUUCACACAAAACAACACUGAUAAUCAUAUACAAGUCUAUACAGUCUAUGCUUACAGGUUAAUAAAAAUAGUUUUUUUUCCCAAAUAACUAUAGUUUAAACAAUGACCACACUAAUGUGGAUUCAUUUGUGUACUCUUUAAUGUGUGCAUUGUGUAACGUUUCUGGUGGAAGGGUCCGUCAAAUGCUUUUCUCCAUAGAGAUGCCAUUACUUUGUCUGGAAUGUUUCACAGUAUGGCAUUAAAUUUUUCUAUUUUCAUGGAGACCAAACCAGACCAAGUUAUAAGUCUGAUCUGUGGAGAGGUGCUCACAGUCAGAAUGCCUGUUUUUUUUUUUUUGGGGGGGGGUUUGCACUAUGAAACCUCCUGUAAUUUAAUAAAUGUAAGGGAGAAUUGUUUAAUGUCAUACUAUGGAACAUUCCAGGCAGAACAAUGCCAUAUCCAUAGAAACAAGCAGGUGACGGACCCCCAACCAAAAACUUACAUAGUGCACCUUUAGCUAUUCAAAACUUCUCAAAUCAAAAUGACUCUCAUGAAUUAAAGUAUGUUUUUUAGCUAAUCUAUAUUUCCUUUUUUGCAGUUGUUUCCAUAGUUGUUGUUUUGUGUUGUGGUUCAUCCCUAAAAGUUUACUGCCACAGAGCACCUUCCUAUAGCCAGUUACUAACCGCAUGUCCCUGUAAACUGUAAACUGUACUAUAGGAUUAUGUUUACGGAGAGAGCCAGACCAAAGUUUUUACUUAAGGGAGUAUCUGACCACUGUAUCCAGAUGGAAUGAUUCUGUUAUGUAUUGUGUAUGCUUGUGCGAAUGGACAAUAAAGUUAGUAUAUCCAAACUUCAA